Molecule: messenger RNA, 870 nt
Organism: Wickerhamiella sorbophila
Lineage: Eukaryota; Fungi; Ascomycota; Dipodascomycetes; Dipodascales; Trichomonascaceae
Product: Altered inheritance of mitochondria protein 24, mitochondrial
Exons: 1
Coding region: 1-870 (289 amino acids)
Biological process (GO): inner mitochondrial membrane organization
Cellular component (GO): mitochondrial inner membrane
Source: RefSeq, a predicted model, not a curated record
AUGGCAUUGCAAGUUGGACCAAAUGCUCCAGCAAUAGCUGGUAAAAGUAUUGUUCAGGCGGCCGCUGUGCUGAAUCCCAGACUACCGAGACUGACCGAAUUCAAUGUUGUUGGUCAAGGCUCGAUUGUGCAGGCGUCGGUGCCGGCCAGCGUUCCUGUCUGGGUCCGUCGAGGCGCUCUGGCCGGCGUGCUGGGCAAAGACGCAGUAUCGGGCGUUUUGUCGCGAUUCACCGUGGGGAACUCGUUUCUGGGCCGCCUGUUUGGCCGCCAGCCCAUGAUUGUCCAGCGGGUGGUCUCCACUAGCCCUUCCACUCUGCUGCUGGCAGCUCCCACAAAUCAGACCCUGACGGUGCUUGAAAUGGACGGCUCGGUGGACUGGGCCGUGGUAUACCCUGCAACCCUUCAUGCACAUGCUGGAGAGAGUUUGAAUAUUAUUCCCCGUACCGCUGUCGGCGGACUGGUCCACGCUGUACCAUUUUCACACAUCAGUGCCCGGGGCCGAGGAGUCCUCGCCCUGGCGUCACCAUCCCAGCUUCUGCGAGUUACCCUGGAGGCUGGCGAAAGCAUGCUUGUUCAACGAAGCCACCUGGCUGCAUUCUCAAUUGAUGGCAAUGCCGCAGGCGGCAAACCGCGCUUUGUGGAUGUGAGCUUCGCUCUGGCCCCGGACCCGGACGCCCACGCUGUGACUCCUCGACGCUCGUUUGGCAACCCCACGGUCGACAAGGCUGUCUACACAACCCUGGAGCUCACGAGACAAGCGUUUUCCUGGCUCAAGCGAGCAGUGCGUCGCGGAGCGGCCGGACGGUUCGUGGAAAUGCACGGACCUUGCACGAUUCUGGUUACUGCGCAGGCGCCGGUGAUUAAAAAGUAG